AUGGCAUCUUUCGUCACAUUAGUCGCUGACAUCAAGGUCGUUGUCUCUGUUGUGUUAAUUUUUGGCUUGUUCUAUCUCGUUGUCUUCGUGUGCCACGGGGUCGACCGUCGGUCGCAUCAACGUCGCCGACGUUUCCUCGACCUUGAAGCCACCGCCAAUGAAAGCGCUGAACAGGUACAAGACAACCAACACACCGAAGAUAAUGUCCAGACUCCUGCCCCGGCAUACGAUUCAGAAUGCCCUCCUGCGUACACCGUCGAAGACGCGCACCCCAUCGCCGGCAGCAUUCUCUCAGCGAACAUAGCCGUUGACCACACAACUGCGAUGGGUCGACACCAUGAAUCUAGCGCUCUAGGCCUUACCGGUCUGGAGGUUGAUAUGGGUCCUCGUGCCGCAACGGAGCUGGCUUUCAUGUCACAGGAAGAUGAAGAGGAUGGCACGGAUCUGGGUGAACUCAGCACCCUGGAGGCUCUUGAAUUAGACGAGCUCGACGCGUCGGUUCUCGAAUGAUCUCGAACUAUUCUAUUUGCACAUCCAUUCAAUCACGCGGGGAGCGCUGGCUACGCCAAUCAAGGCGUUCGCUUCUCAUGUUUUCUCCCAUCAUCAUCAUCGUCAUCGUCGUCUCGUUCAUAUAUCCACACAUUUUCUUUGCAUUUUCCAUUCUCUUUUCUGCUUAGAACAGCUGCAUAUCGCAUAUCUCAUUCCCACUAACACAUGUGUUUACGAUUUCAUACCACCGUUAUUUCUAAUAUAUCGUUAGCGUUACCCUAUGUUUACUAUCUAAUCUGUGAAAUAAAACAAG
Coniophora puteana RWD-64-598 SS2 is the source of this 802-nucleotide messenger RNA. RefSeq lists its product as uncharacterized. The record is from RefSeq and is a predicted model, not a curated record. The transcript has 4 exons. Bases 1 to 510 code for a protein of 169 amino acids. Lineage: Eukaryota; Fungi; Basidiomycota; Agaricomycetes; Boletales; Coniophoraceae.